AUGCUGGCACCACAAACUUCGCUCCCUCUGUCCAUCACAUACCCCCUUCCUUCUCGGCCCCACUUCACCUCCGGCAAGCCCAGGCACCUCUGCUCAGAAACCCCCCGGAACUCCCAUCCCAUUGGAACAUGGAGCAACGCAGUGGCAUGUGUUGGCAAGGCUCAAACCACCCAGGUAGGCCCAGGCACCUCUGACCACCAGGUGGUCACCCGGGAGCUCAACACACUCGUGCCUGCACUGCUGCUCUAUCCCUCCCCCUCCACAACACCCCUCUUCCUUCCCCCGACCACCCCACUCAGCCCCCUCACUCUCCCAUCUCAUUGCAGCAGGGAGCGAUGCAUGGUGGCGAGUGCUAGCGGGCUUGAAGGAUCAAACCCCCCAAACUCCUGUCUCAUUGGAGCAUGGAGCAACGCAGUGGCAUGUGUUGGCAAGGCUGAAGAAGGUGGGGGAGCUAUGCAGCACCUUGUGCUAACGGGGCUGAAGAAGAUCUAUUCUCUCUCCUCCCCUCCCCAUCCCCCCUCCCUCGUAGCCACCCCAUUGCACAGGGUGGAUGAGGUGGCAUGUGCUAGAGGGGUUGAAGGAGGGAGCAAUGAGGCGGCGAGUUGGGGCAGGCUGUGUGGGGCUGAUGAACAUUCUCGCCUCCCCCUCCCAACACCACCCCAUGCCCUUCCUCCUCCCCAUCCUCCUUCCCCUCCCCACUCCCCAUCCUCCUCCCGCUUUCCCAUGGGAGCACGUGCGAUGAGGAGGCGUGUGCUGGCAGGGCUGAAGGAGGUGGGGCAGGCGGUGCGCAGUGGGAGGGCCAAGUGUGUGGUGCUGGCACCUAACGUGGAGGAGGUGCCUGGGGCAGGUGAGGAGAUGGAGAGAGUGGCGGGUGAAUAA
Molecule: messenger RNA, 879 nt
Organism: Closterium sp. Naga37s-1
Lineage: Eukaryota; Viridiplantae; Streptophyta; Zygnematophyceae; Desmidiales; Closteriaceae
Source: the annotation of a GenBank genome assembly